Messenger RNA from Ahaetulla prasina, 1806 nucleotides. It is a transcript of the gene SLC17A7, whose product is annotated as solute carrier family 17 member 7. NCBI's taxonomy places the organism in Eukaryota, Metazoa, Chordata, Lepidosauria, Squamata, Colubridae. Bases 1 to 1806 code for a protein of 601 amino acids. Gene Ontology annotation, molecular function: neurotransmitter transmembrane transporter activity; L-glutamate transmembrane transporter activity. Gene Ontology annotation, cellular component: excitatory synapse; synaptic vesicle membrane. Gene Ontology annotation, biological process: monoatomic anion transport; regulation of synapse structure or activity; transmembrane transport. The transcript is spliced from 11 exons. The record is from RefSeq and is a predicted model, not a curated record.
AUGCCUAAGGGAAGACUAGAAAUCCUGAUCUCCUGGUUUGCAGUCCAUCACCUUCACCACUACAUCAACGUGCUAAUUUUAACACAUACACUCAUUUUUUGUUCCUACCCUGCCUGCUGUCUCCACCCCAGAAUUCUAGAAAGGAAGCAGCCUGGUGGGGAGACCAUCGAGCUGACAGAAGAGGGGCGGCCUGUUGAAGUGUCUGAGAAGGCCCAGCCCAUCAUAGACUGCACCUGCUUUGGCCUCCCUCGCCGUUACAUCAUUGCUAUCCUCUGUGGUCUGGGUUUCUGCAUCAGCUUUGGCAUCCGAUGCAACCUGGGCGUGGCCAUUGUCAGCAUGGUUAAUAAUAAUACCGUCUAUGAAGGGGAUAAAGUCAUUGUGAAGAAAGCUGAAUUCAACUGGGAUCCAGAGACAGUAGGCAUGAUCCACGGAUCAUUCUUCUGGGGUUACAUCGUCACCCAGAUCCCAGGGGGGUUCAUAUCACAGAAAUUUGCAGCUAACAGAGUUUUUGGCUUUGCCAUUGUGGCAACCUCUACUUUGAACAUGCUCAUUCCCUCAGCUGCUCGGGUCCAUUUUGGCUGUGUAAUCUUUGUGAGGAUCUUACAAGGGCUUGUUGAGGGAGUCACAUACCCAGCAUGCCAUGGUAUCUGGAGCAAGUGGGCACCUCCUUUGGAACGUAGCCGCCUGGCCACAACAGCUUUCUGUGGCUCUUAUGCCGGGGCGGUGGUGGCCAUGCCUCUUGCUGGGAUCCUAGUUCAAUAUUCAGGAUGGAGCUCUGUAUUCUACGUCUAUGGGAGCUUUGGUGUUUUCUGGUAUAUAUUCUGGCUGAUGGUUUCCUAUGAGAGUCCUGCACAGCACCCCACCAUUACGGAGGAAGAGAAGAAGUAUAUAGAGGAAAGCAUCGGAGAGGGUGCCAGCCUUAUGAAUCCCCUUAUGAAAUUCAAAACUCCAUGGCGUCAGUUCUUCACAUCCAUGCCUGUUUAUGCCAUAAUUGUAGCCAAUUUUUGCAGAAGCUGGACAUUUUAUUUACUUUUAAUCAGCCAGCCAGCCUAUUUUGAAGAAGUCUUUGGCUUUGAAAUCAGUAAGGUGGGGAUGCUUUCUGCUUUGCCCCACUUGGUUAUGACCAUCAUUGUACCCAUUGGAGGCCAAAUUGCCGACUUCUUGCGCUCGCGAAGACUUAUGUCUACCACCAACGUCCGCAAGAUGAUGAACUGUGGGGGGUUUGGCAUGGAAGCCACGUUGCUCUUAGUAGUUGGUUAUUCCCACAGCAAAGGGAUGGCGAUUUCUUUUCUCGUCCUGGCUGUGGGCUUCAGUGGCUUUGCUAUUUCAGGAUUCAAUGUCAAUCAUUUAGAUAUUGCCCCUCGAUACGCCAGUAUCUUGAUGGGAAUCUCCAACGGUGUGGGGACUCUGUCAGGUAUGGUGUGCCCACUCAUUGUUGGAGCAAUGACUAAACAUAAGACACGAGAAGAAUGGCAGUAUGUUUUCCUCAUUGCCUCUCUAGUACAUUAUGGUGGUGUCAUCUUCUACGGGAUUUUUGCUUCUGGAGAGAAGCAGCCCUGGGCUGAGCCAGAAGAAUUGACUGAAGAGAAAUGUGGCUUCAUCAACGAGGAUGAAUUAGCUGACGAGGAAGAUGAAGCUGCCCGCAUGGGAGCAGGGGCAGGCAGUGGUGGCUAUGGGGCCACCAAAAGUACCAGUUUUGCCAAUGGAGGUUGGACGGCUGACUGGGACAAAAAGGAGGAAUAUAUACAGGAGCCUGGGAAAGAUUCCUAUAUGUAUGGCGUGCCAGAACAACGAGACUUGUCAUAG